Molecule: messenger RNA, 1497 nt
Organism: Aspergillus tanneri
Lineage: Eukaryota; Fungi; Ascomycota; Eurotiomycetes; Eurotiales; Aspergillaceae
Gene: TAD3
Product: putative tRNA-specific adenosine-34 deaminase subunit Tad3
Exons: 3
Coding region: 1-1497 (498 amino acids)
Molecular function (GO): catalytic activity
Source: RefSeq, a predicted model, not a curated record
AUGGACGCGCAGCAGAUCGUUCAAGAUGUGCAGCCUCUCGUGGGCCAGAUAGUUCCUAUCAGAACAGUGCAAGAAUCGCGGCCGCGAGAAGAUUUUGACAAUGCAUAUGUAGCAGAAGUCAAUGUGAAAUCUGCCUCUAAAGUCAUAAAAGCCUUGGACUCCAACUUCCCUCGCGACUCUUCCCAGUCGACGCACCAUCUACGUCGAUUCUCAAAACAUACACAAUUACCGGAAACUCUACGAUCCAUUCUCAUUCAAGGAGAACCAUCCUCACAGACGAUCUUUGUCUUGAUUUCCCCUCCACUACCAGACAUUGACUCUCUUCAGAAGCUGCUUAGUCCAUUCGUUCCUACUCCUACCGAACCCGAAAAUAUCAACCUUCACACUAUCCGGGUUCCAAUCCAACCACCUUUGAAUGUGUCACAGGCGGAGAAAUGGUCGGCUAAGUACUGGCCGGUCGUGUACAAUCCUGCAGCUCCUAGAGCCAACAUCGCACCACCCCCACAGAUUCUCACUCGCACCCGUGACUCCAUUCAGCCCAAGGCCGGUCAUUACCUGGCGCUGGCGUACAAAGUCGCAGAUGAGGCGGAGCAAUCGGGCCUGGGACGCAGGGUUGGCGCUGUAGUCGUUGACCCUGAAUUAGAGGCUCGGAUCAACAAGACCACUGAUAACGAUGAUGGGGGGAUCCAUUGGGCCGAUGCGGUAGUGGCAGUCGCUGGUGAUGCGCGAUAUUCCCGCCGUGAAGUCGGCACCUCGUCCAAAGGGGAACUUCAACUGGGAUCCGGCCCCAACCCUGCCCGAGGGACGUACAACCCCGAUCUGGAGGGCGGGCCGGAGUUACACGCAUUGAUGCGCGCGGUUGAUCUGAUUGCUAGUGUGCGACGGGGAUCCACGCAAGGAGAGAAACCGCGUUUAUCACCCCUGGAGACACACUUUUUAUCGCAAUCGGAGACCCCACAUUCUGGAUGCCUGCUCGACUCAAGGGGUUUAUCCCCAGUCCCGGAGAAGUACCAAAAGACUGACACGGAUGCGAUUCCAAAAUCAUCUUCAUCGUUAUCGGGUAGUGGUAAGGGCACUCCUCGGAUCCGCUCGCGUGAACAGGGAGGCUACCUCUGUACCGAUCUGGACGUGUAUAUGACCCACGAACCGUGUCUGUGCUGUUCCAUGGGGCUGCUUCUUUCUCGUUUUCGAUCAGUGUCUUUCCCUCGACAGGGACGUAUGAUAACAGGGGGUCUGGCGUCGGAGCCUGUUAUAAGCCCAGUGAUGGAAGCGGAUGCCACCAACGAGCCUUCAGCUAGUAAUGAUGAUAAUAAUAAUAGUAGCCCCGCGGAAGACCCGGAAGACGCCCAACAAGCAGAAGAAUCGUCCACACAGCCUCACCGCGAAUAUUACGGACUCCACUGGCGCAAGGAAUUGAACUGGCGUGCCUUAGGUUUCGAAUUCAUCGAAGAAGGAGGUUCACAGCGAGCAGCGGAGGAGGUCAACUUUCAUGCAUAG